UAACAAACUACUCAUUUUGUCAACAAUAUCUUUUGAUUCUUUGACAUUCGGUUGUGUUUUUAACAAGUCGAAAUCUAAUUUUGAAUGAACAAUAUUUGAUUCUCUCUCGUAUACUUUGUGGAUUCAUCCACUUUUUAGACUCUUUGCUUCUUCUCUAGCUAUCUUUUUGAUGUUUGCUGUUCGAAUCAGUCGAUUAAUUUUCGAAAGCUGUAACCAAUUCAUCUCGCAUGUCAGUCUCGAUUCAUUUUCAAUAUUAGUGUUGUCUUUGUACCAUUUUUGUAGCUUAUUAAUUGAAGAUAGGGGUCUAAUUGUUUAAAAUAUUAAUAACAGAGCUUAUUUGUUAUUUUGGGAUAGUACAUGGCUUGUUUAGCUAUUAAUCUUUGCUACCAGAAAAUGUGAGAAUCCUUCCGAAGGCGCUCGAUUGAAUUGCUGUUUGUUUCAUCGUGUCGGCUUCCAUCUCUACUUCCCUGUCUCCGCUCGCUCUUAGGCUAUUGAAUUAACGCGCUUUUCCCUCUACCAGCUUGAUCGCAACCGACUCCCCUCCAUUCCCUGGUUUCUUUACAAGGAAGAAAAGCUUUUCCUCGAGGAAGUUGGUGGUUCUUCGCUUUCACAAGGAAUCUUAUCAGGGUUCGUCAGGGGACUCAACAGCUGCAAGUCUAAACCUUUCUUUUCAAUCAUCGUUGUUAACAAUUUUCUGGGUGUUUCCUGCAGAAGAAGGAAAGCAUAACACAACAUGGCUCUGAAUCCGCAGCUUCUCCCAAACGGGUUGCCCGUUCCAUUCGUGAACGAGAUGUUUGUAUUGGCUAGAGAUGGCGUCGAGUUCGAAGUCGACAAGAUUCCCGGGUAUGUCUUCUUUCUUUCAUAAUCUCGUUUUCUUUAUUUUACCCUCUAAUGGCCCUCUUUCGGUGUUGAAUUGAGCUGAUGAGUUUCUUUCUAGUUUCCGCUUCUAGGAUCAGCCCGAAAUUUGGGUCCUUUUCUACUGUUUGGACUAUAUCGAUUUGCUUGUAGAAUUGAGUGGUUAAGAUGAGCUCAGUUUCGUUGCUUUGUUUUGGGUUGCAUUUCCUUUUCAUCAAGAUGUAUGUUUCUUAGAAGGCUAGAUUUGGUGGUGGUUGCAUGUCUCUUCUGUGAAUGUGGAUAUGGAAGUGGUACUUUUUGCUGGCGUUUAGCAUCAAAACCCAAGGGGGCUGGCUUAUGGUAGUACUUGCUGUAAGCUGUUGUCGAUUUUGGGCAAAAACAGCUGUAAAGCAUCUCCAAAGUAGGCUAUUAGCUUUUGACAUUAGUUCACUUAGCUAAUGACUUUAGUACAUGUGCAGUUUAGCUUUAACAGGGACUCACUUGGUUGAUGUGGUUCAUUUUGUAUUAAUAUAUAUUUGUUAUGGAAAAACAUGAUGUUUUGGUUAAUGUUUGAUGUGCUCCAGUGCUCCGCUACAUAUUCCCCCUGACUGAAGCCAAAGGUGUUGGUAUGGUGUUCUAUGAUUAAAUGUUUCAUCAGGACAUAGAGCUAGUGUUAGAUUUUUAGUUGAAGAUGUGAAACAAGUAUUCAGGUGAUUGUUAGUGUGAUUAUGAGGAUGUUGGCGUGAUCAGCAAGUCUGUGAGGUUGUCAAGGGGUCAGAACUGGAAGUUUUGUCGUCAACAUGUUAGUAAACCUGGUGCACAUAUUACUCGGAUUGCUGAACUAAACUAAUAAUUGGAAUAGGAGUGCAGAAGAAGCAGUGGGGACUUAGGCUGCCUUCUCUGAUCUGUUCUAAAAUUUGAUAAGGGAGGACUUAUUUUUUAGGUCGAGAUUCUGCAGUAUUUGGUAAAGUCCUAUAAAACGUAGAUAGAGUUAGUGGAGCUGCAGAGCAUUAAUUAAAAUGAUUGAUGAUAAACAGGUGUAAAACGAGAUAGGAUGGACACUUUUUCUUUUUCGGGAAUUGGAAGACGAAUUAGUUUUCUGGCUGACAUUUCAAGAACUCGGCUCUGUUUGUUUCUGCCCAUAAGAGAUCAUCAUAAGAAGCUGACUGCAAAUAAAGAUAUGAAGUGCAUUUGAUUUGAGAAAUUGUGUAGUAACAAGGUCGAAGAUUUGUGAAAUUAUUAGAUGGAGCAGUUCUUUGGUACAUGUUGUGGCAACGACUAAAAUGAGUUCAUACGAGGAGUGAUGGGCAGACUGGAAAUCUAUAAGCUUUUAUUUAUUUAAAAGGAAACAUAAAAUGCAGGGUGUACUGUAACUCAAAAUUAUAUUCUUAAGAUAGAAGUUGAAGUUAUGUGUUUGGCUUGAGAAGUGAGUUAUUUGAUGAUAUACGGAGUUCACUAAAUUCUGAAUGAUUGAAUCAAAUGGAGUCCUUGACAUGGUGGGCUGGUCAAUUUUAUUGGAUCUCUUUAUUUUCAGCUUCCACUUUAUCCUCUGCAGUUGGAAUUAAUAUGCUGUUUGUAUGAACUAUUUUAUACAUGGUAGCAUUGCCAAAUGGUUGCUCUUUGUCCCACUUCCUUAAGUUUGUUUAACUUUGAUCUUCAAGUUUCUGAAGGCUGAAAUAUUGCUGGUAACUGCAGAAGUAAUCAGGUCAAAGCUAAAGGAACCAUAUACUUGUCUAACAUACGUAUGGUUUUUGUCGCAAGUAAGCCUACCGGAAGCUUGGUUGCUUUUGAUAUGCCACUGGUAUGUGCUCUCGUGCUUGGUCUCUAAUGUGGGCUAUGUUCACCUUAAUAUCAUUUUGUUCAUUUGAAAUUAUUUCUUCUGUGUGAAGUUUACACAAGUUUCUCUCUGACAUUUGUUAGUGAUUCUGUGUGUCAUUGAUGUUUAUGUUUCAUCUUCUUGGUUUUAUUUGAAUGGUCAUGUAUUGGUGAUGUUAAUGUGAAGUAUACUAUGAAGAAACAAAUAAAAUGUUUGGCUUAAUAGUGUUGGUGGGAGGAGGGGUGUGAAUGGGUAGUUGUGCAAUGCUCGCUCGGCUUAGUUGGUUGGGCUUGUAUGAGGAAGAAAUCUUCUGUAGUAAUCUCUGGUCCAGCUACAAGCACAAUUUCUCUACCAAAAAAUACAAGCACGAGAAUUCUCCACAUCUUUGAUGCAAAAAAUUUGCCUUCCCUUCUCCAUGCACAAGCAUGGAGACCUACUUUUAACCUUUCCUAAUUUAUUUCACUAGGUUCGGUUGUUCCGAGAUGAUCAUGUCCUUGUUUGAGCUGCCCAAGUCAUUUCUUCAUACUUCACAUCGGCCUUCAGGUUUUUUAUGUGUCUCUGACUUCCAAGUGAAAUCUUUCUGUGCAGCUUUAUGUCCAUGGUGAAAAAUUUAACCAACCGGUAUUUCACUGCAACAAUAUUUCCGGUCAGGUGGAACCGGUAAGGACAACUUUAGGACACUUGACGCACCUCGAGUUCAUACUGUUAUCACAAUUUUCUCUAUUGCCUGUCCUAAUUUUCCCAAUGAUGACACUUUCAGGUUGUCCCUGAGAACGAGAACAGAGCUCUCUACUCAACUCACAAGUUCAAGAUCUUGUUCAAAGAAGGUGGGUGUGGAACCUUCAUCCCACUGUUCUUCAACUUGAUAGCAUCAGUGAGGCAGUUCAGUCAACAGCAGCAAAAUUAUGCGGCAAGCCCUGUUGUCGACCCGUUGCAGGCAGCCGAGACUCCAGCAGUUGAUGAAAUGAUUCGACAUGCGUAAGUGAAACCUAGUUCGGGUAAAAUGUAUGAGAAAACAUGGAUGGUGGCUGAGUGGUGAUGUGAAAUUGUUUGGUUUUUGUUUUCGGCAGAUAUGUUGAUCCCAACGAUCCAACAAAGAUCUUCCUGCAGCAGCCAGCUCCAGGCACUGGACCGAGGCGCCGUACAUAUCGCCCAUCUGCACCAGACGCCAUAUGAAGAUUCUGCGCGUGAUUGAAUUGAAGCGAAAUGAUGAUUAACAACAGUGUUAUACCGUGGAGUCCUACUAUGAGAUCAUUCAGUGAAAGCCGGACUUGUAUAGGCGCAUAGUAAUUAAAGAAAAAAUGAACUGGAUGUGAUGUAAAUGAUGUUUCUGAUUAGCUUGCUUGACAUCCUUGGUUACUAAAACAUAACUGACAUUUACAUAAUCUAGUGGGUUUCCUUCUACCAGUCUUCCCAUAUUCUUUCUUUGUCAGAUUUAGAGCCUGCAUUUUCACAGUUUCAAUUCUGCUCUGCAUUGAACACACCAUUACAUUGGGAUGCCCAAAUACAUGUCAUCUCUGAACUGUUUGUUAACCAAGCAGCCGAAAAGAGAAAGCAAAAGCUGCAAGAAAAGGCGAUUGGAUCAUCUCAAAAGCAGAGCAAACGAACCAAAAAUAGCUUCUGUAACUGAAUCUUGUUAUUCAUGACCCACUAAACAUCCCUAUAAAAGGACACACAUCUCCAGCCAUUUUCAUCUCAUCACCGCACCAACAACAUUAUCCAAGCAUCAACGAACAAGCGCGGGAAAGGAAGAUGAAGGGAGCCGCAGUCGUCUCUGUUUUGGUUGCUAUUUUGGCAAUGAUUCAGCUCCUUGCCAAGCCAGCAGAUGCAGCCAUUAGCUGCGGCCAAGUGGAUUCUUUCUUGGCGCCUUGCAUUCCUUACUUGACCACAGGAGCGGGCGACCCUGCGCCUAAAUGCUGCGACGGAAUCCGGAGCUUGAAGGCCAACACCGCCACCGUCGACGACAGGAGGGCGGCCUGCGCCUGCGUCAAGGCGGCCGCCGAUCACUAUCCGGUCAAGGAAGACGCUGCUUCCGCUCUCCCGACCAAAUGCCAAGUCGCAAUCAGCAUCCCCAUUUCCAAGGCUAUCAACUGCCAAACCAUCAGCUAAGUGAGGAAGAUGAAGGAGAAUAUUUUGGUGGGUGAUGACAAAUAAAGCCACCAUGCAUGGAUGGAGCGAGAGCAUAAUAAUCACCAUUUUCAGGCCGCCUCUGUUUUUUUUUCCCCUUUGUUUUUGCUCUGGAAUGUUUCUGUUCUGUGUUGAAUAAGACAACUUUUGAGUGAACUCUUUGCUUGUUUGUGCGUUGAUAAUAAAUCAAUGAUCGGAUG
This is a messenger RNA of Linum trigynum, 4977 nucleotides long. The record is from the annotation of a GenBank genome assembly. NCBI's taxonomy places the organism in Eukaryota, Viridiplantae, Streptophyta, Magnoliopsida, Malpighiales, Linaceae.